AUGGCAAGCUCCUCAUCCACCGGCAAUCGAGCCAUUCGUUCUCUGCAAGGCAUCAGUCUUGUCAAGGUGCAAGGUCGUAAUUAUCGUGUCAACACUCGUUCUAUGCAGCGCCGGCCCGACAACGGAGACGUGUCAGCUUCUUCAUCAAGCGAUUCUGAAAACGAGACGAUAUACACGGAGGAGAUCAUUACAUACCAUCAUCCCGUACAUCCCAGGUUUCAUGGCAAAUUGAUAGGACGUGGUGGAAGCACGCUCAAAAGCUUACGUGUUAAAACGGGCACGCGCAUUGACAUCAACAAGACACGUGACACGGUGAUGAUCAAGGGUACCAAAGACAAGGUGGAAAAUGCCGCCAAUGCUAUUGAUGAAAUGCUCUACAAGUACAAGGAACGCAUUCGACCAACGCAUUUCUUGUCGCUCCCAAUUGCAUCAACGUACACAGCACGCAAGUUUGAAGAGUUUCGAUCCUCCAUUCUAUCAUCCACAUUCAAGUGCGAAGGUCUUGACGAGUCCAUCAUUGUCAAUCCAGCAAAUGUCCAUAUCACACUCGGCGUGUUUAAGCUUUUGCAUCAGGAUGAUAUCGAGGAAGCAGUACGAUUCUUGAAGCACGAGUGUCCCAAGGUUGUACGGGAAGCUAUGCAAGGUCAUCGGAAUUUGAGCGCCCAUCUACGGGAUCUAAAGAUCAUGCAAACAAAUCCAGCGGAUGCACAUGUAUUAUACAUUGAACCCAAGGACGAGAGUGAAGAUGGUGUUUUGAGAAAGCUUUGCACUUCAGUGAAUCAAAAGAUGAUGGAAAGUGGAUUGAUGGUUGAAGAUGAUCGACCCCUGAAGCUUCACGUGACAUUGAUCAACACAGCCCAUCGAGCAAAAUCCCCCGAAGACAGUGCACGGCGACCAUUUGACGCAAGACCUAUUCUCAAAGAAUUUGGAAACUUGGAUCUAGGCAAUGUGCAAUUUGAUAAGCUGCAUCUCAUGCAAAUGGGUCGACGUGGUCCUGGGGGCACUUACAUUAGCGAAGGAUCUAUCCCUAUCAUUGAAUCAUAG
This is a messenger RNA of Lichtheimia ornata, 1044 nucleotides long. RefSeq lists its product as uncharacterized. Gene Ontology annotation, biological process: DNA alkylation repair; regulation of DNA-templated transcription. Gene Ontology annotation, cellular component: nucleus. The coding region runs from base 1 to 1044 and encodes 347 amino acids. The transcript has 7 exons. Lineage: Eukaryota; Fungi; Mucoromycota; Mucoromycetes; Mucorales; Lichtheimiaceae. Gene Ontology annotation, molecular function: RNA binding. The record is from RefSeq and is a predicted model, not a curated record.